AUGUUUACUUCCAAAGUACCUGGGGCCUACAGUAUUGAAGUGAAGAUUAAUGGCGAUAAACUACCUACCUGUCCUAUGACCGUGCAAGUCAAAGAACGUGAACUUGUCGUGGUCGGUGAGUUGAAGUUAAAGUUCUUUCCUGGAGAUAGGCUUAAAGGAUUAUAUGGAAUUGCUGUGAAUACGAAAGGCGAGAUAGCUUUAAUAGAUUACUUUGGCCAUUGUGUCUAUAUUUUUGAUAAAUAUGGCAACUGUUUAAGAAAAGUUGGAAGCAAGGGUAGCGAGGCAGGACAAUUUGAUUACCCUAAUGGCAUUUCGUUUUUAAAUGACAACGAGGUCCUAAUUGCAGAUCGAGGCAAUAAUAGAUUACAGAAAUUGAAUAUUCAGACAGGAACUGUGGUGAAAAGUUUCGGGAAAUGCGUUAAAAGAAAAGGAGAGUUGAAUUCUCCAGCAGAGGUUACUGUGGACGAUGAAGAGCGUAUUGUUGUAACCGAGCGGGGCAAUAAUAGGAUACAGGUGACGUCUAAGGAUGGGGAAUCUAUUUUCACAUUUGGAGAGAAGGCCCCAGGGAAACUCAAUCGGCCAAACUGCUGCAUUCCUUGCAAAGCCAUGUUUCUCGUAUCUAAUGAAGGUAAUCACUGCAUAAAAACUUUUGAUCAGUCAGGAACAUUCUUAUACGAGUUUGGCACACAAGGGAGUCAAGAUGGACGAUUUGAAAGUCCGCAUGGUCUGCUUGUAGACAGCUCCAAUAAUCUUCUUGUAUGUGACUUUGGCAAUCAUCGAGUUCAGCAGUUUUCUUUGGAUGGUCGCUUCACAGGCAAAAGUAUUACUCGUUUACCAACACCUACUGCGAUAACAACAGCACCAGAUGGGCGUAUUCUUGUGACCAGCUUUGACGAAAAAAAAGUGUACACUUUGAAAUAG
Messenger RNA from Stylophora pistillata, 921 nucleotides. Its product is annotated as protein meiotic P26. The record is from RefSeq and is a predicted model, not a curated record. Gene Ontology annotation, biological process: proteasome-mediated ubiquitin-dependent protein catabolic process; protein polyubiquitination. Gene Ontology annotation, molecular function: ubiquitin protein ligase activity; protein binding. Lineage: Eukaryota; Metazoa; Cnidaria; Anthozoa; Scleractinia; Pocilloporidae.